Messenger RNA from Cercospora beticola, 777 nucleotides. RefSeq names its product YigZ family protein. The record is from RefSeq and is a predicted model, not a curated record. Gene Ontology annotation, cellular component: cytoplasm. Gene Ontology annotation, biological process: regulation of translational initiation; GCN2-mediated signaling. Lineage: Eukaryota; Fungi; Ascomycota; Dothideomycetes; Mycosphaerellales; Mycosphaerellaceae.
AUGUCGUUGAAGCGCAAAGCCUCGGACCCGGACGAUGCGCCAGAUGAGCCGCCCUUCUUCCGCAGCCAACCCAUUGAGGACCGGCAGAGCACCUUCAUCGGCUUCUAUUCGUCCUCGCUCAAGCCCAAAGAGCUGCAGGCCUUGCCCGAGCUGAAGACGGCCGACCACAAGGUUGCAGGCUGGCGGCGCGAGUCCAAUCAGCAGAGCAUCGGCAAAGCCAAACUGUACGUCACCGGCUCCGACGACGAUGGAGAGAAAUAUGCGGGCAAGAAGGUGGAAAAGGUGAUGGAAGCGUGUAAUGCUACAGGCAGCGUUGUAGUGGCCCGAUGGUGGGGUGGCAUCAUGCUGGGCCCAGUACGCUUCACUCACAUCGAGACUGUGGCCCGGGACAGCAUACGCGCCUGCGAGUCGCAUCGGGCGGAGGCAGUGGCAAAGAGACGGAAAGUGUUGGAGGAUAAGGAAGAGCACGCCAAGCUGUGCAGAACACUCGCCGACAGAGAUGCGAGUAUUACUGUACUGCGGAAGCUCGCUGCAGACAAGGAGCAGAAGCUCAAGGAUAUCCAAGAUGGCAUUGCUGAGACAAAGGAAGCGGAUGCUGAUGCACAGCAGGCGACAGCUUCGACUCCAACCGCGAACGCUUCAACGGACUACUCGACCUUGCCACUGGACCGAUUGCGAGUCCUGGAAAAGGCGAGAGACGCAACACUGUCCUUCCUGCUCAAGAGGAUAGACAAAGCUGAAGGCGACCUGGCUAAGCUGGCCAUAGACGCUGGAUGA